AUGGUCAUGUACAUUCCACCACACCUACGGGGAAAUCAACAGUACAACCAGCCGCAGUAUCAGCAAGAAUACUACGGACAAUCUGACCACCCGCAGCCCAACUAUAGUGGAGGACCACCGAAUCAAAGAUACAACAGACACCCUAAAGAAAGCCACGUAGAAAUGUUAAUACCACACCAUCCAAAUGAUGCAGUGCGGGAAAUCCAGGAGGCUAAAAAAGAGCAGCGGGCGGCGUUGGAGAUGCUGACGAAACAACUCUCUCAAGUUGCAGUAUCGCUGGGCGAGUUGAAGGGGAAUGAAGCUACUAUGCAACCACCUGGUCAUGAGAAUAUUAGUGAAGUAUCCCUGCGGUCAGGAAGGGUCUACCAAGGCCCCAACCAUCCUGCGAUAUCUCCACCAACUGUUUCUGAACCAAGCCGUGAGGAAGAGGGAGAAUCCAGCAGAGGUGGUCAAGUGGAAGAAAAAUGCAAGGAAAGGGUUGGAGGAGAAGCCUCAGAAGAAACUCAGAAGGAAGAAACUGAAAGGGUUAAGCCCUAUCCGUACCGCGGAAUGGUGACGAGGAAAAGGGAUGCCACAAUCGACGUGGCAAGCAUGUUCAAGGACAUGGAUGUGAAGGUACCACUCUUAACGGCGUUAAAAAUGCCCCCGAUCAGUAAGUUCAUUAAAGACUACCUAGCAGGGAAGGUCAAUGAGGAAUGGAGACUAAUUACAGAUGAGAACGUCUCUGCUGUAAUCCAAAAAAGCGAUAUCCCCUCCAAGAAAACUGAUCCUGGAAUGUUCACGCUUUCAAUUUCAAUCGUAGACAUUCAGGUAGAGCACGCCAUGUGCGACUUGGGGGAAUCUAUCAAUGUUCUGCCAUACUCCAUCUACUGGAAGCUGGGAGAGGCCAAGCUAGUCGACACGGAUAUAAUGAUACAGUUGGCCGACAGAUCAUGUAUUCACCCCGACAGAUCAUGUAUACCCAGCUAA
Salvia splendens (bonfire salvia) is the source of this 969-nucleotide messenger RNA. RefSeq lists its product as uncharacterized. The record is from RefSeq and is a predicted model, not a curated record. The transcript has a single exon. Bases 1 to 969 code for a protein of 322 amino acids. Lineage: Eukaryota; Viridiplantae; Streptophyta; Magnoliopsida; Lamiales; Lamiaceae.